GACUCGGGCGAAUUGAAUGAUUAUUACACGUUUACAUUUUCUACACUCAAAAUGCAGCUUAUAAAAUGAUCCAUUUUGGUGGGUUUGGACUUCGGACUGGGAACGACGCUCACGCCGUCGAAGAGGGCGUUCCUUCUAGUCAGCCAUUCACAUAUUUUUCACUUUUCCACCGCGGAAGAAAACUAAAUUCUAACAGGAAGGGGAGAAAUAUACUAUUUUUUAGAGUCAGUGCGCGGGGGUACCGUUUAGUUGAGAUGGCCAAUGAGGCGAAGCCGUGUCCAUGUGACAUGGGAUACAUGAUGGAGUAUGGAGGUGUUGGCCAGGAGGUCCAGAUAGAACACAUCAAGGCCUACCUGGUCAAGCCUCCCUCUGAUUCAGACAAGGCCAUCAUCAUCAUCCAGGACAUCUAUGGCUGGCAGCUACCCAACACCAGAUACAUGGCUGACAUGCUGGCCUCCAAUGGAUACAUUGCAGUGUGUCCUGACUUCUACGUUGGAAAGGAGCCAUGGAGUCCAUCACAAGAUUGGUCUACCUUUCAGCAGUGGCUGGAGGACAAGAAGCCCACCAAUAUCAACAAGGAGGUGGACGCAGUCCUGAGGUUUCUGAAGAGCCAGUGUGGGGCCCUGCGUAUUGGGGCAGUGGGCUUCUGCUGGGGGGGGGUGGCCACCCACUACCUGGCUCUGCAGUACCCUGAGGUCAGGGCAGGGGUAUCUGUCUAUGGAAUCAUCAGAGAGAGGGAGGACAGGUAUGAACUGAAGAGCCCGACACUGUUUAUCUUCGGAGAGAAGGAUGACGUCAUCCCACUGGACCAGGUGAGUGUCCUGGAGAAGAACCUGCAGGAGAAGUGUACAGGUGUAGACUACCAUGUGAAGGUCUUCCCAGGUCAGACUCAUGGCUUUGUUCACCGGAAGAGAGAGGACAUCAACACCACAGACCAGCCCUGCAUCCAGGAGGCCAGGACAGACAUACUCAACUGGUUGCAGAAAUACAUGUAGAAUAUCUACAGUGCAGUUGUCAAUCAUCUGCCGUCCAUGGUAGAGUGAACAGAAAGGAUAAAAAUCCAAAUCCAAUUUCACGACACCACUAACCUUAUUAAAAAGAAAUAGCUAAUGUAAUUGAUCAUCAGUUCUGAGGUCAUUUCCACGUAUGUCCUUUCUGAAUAGCAGCCUAUCUGGUGAUUAUCAUGUCCUUGAUUUAUCAUGAUCAAAUUCAAGCUGACGGGGUGUUUUAAUGUGGAAUCUGUAGUUGCCAUAUUUGUAGUAGACUUUAGUUUUGUACCUUUUUCUUGCAGUACAUAUCUCUUCCUUGUAUACAUGAUCUCUUCCUUGAAUACAUGAUCUCUUCCUUGAAUACAUGAUCUCUUCCUUGAAUACAUGAUCUCUUCCUUGAAUACAUGAUCUCUUCCUUGAAUACAUGAUCUCUUCCUUGAAUACAUGAUCUCUUCCUUGAAUACAUGAUCUCUUCCUUGUAUACAUGAUCUCUUCCUUGUAUACAUGAUCUCUUCCUUGAAUACAUGAUCUCUUCCUUGAAUACAUUCUCUUCAUUUUAUACAUUCUGUAUUUUUGCAUACAUUAUCUGUUCAUUUUAUAUGCAUUGUACACAUCACCUCUUCAUUGUAUACAUUAUAAAAACAAGGAAUUACUUUUAAUUGCAAAGUGUAAAUGUCAUUAUAUAAAUGCAAGUAUAUUUUAUUUCUGAUUUGAUGUUUGUGUAUAAUAUCAUGUAAUACCCAAAGAUAUCAAUAAAGAUAUUACGCUUCA
Messenger RNA from Oncorhynchus kisutch (coho salmon), 1760 nucleotides. RefSeq names its product carboxymethylenebutenolidase homolog (Pseudomonas) (gene cmbl). The transcript has 6 exons. The coding region runs from base 66 to 995 and encodes 309 amino acids. Lineage: Eukaryota; Metazoa; Chordata; Actinopteri; Salmoniformes; Salmonidae. Gene Ontology annotation, molecular function: hydrolase activity. The record is from RefSeq and is a predicted model, not a curated record.